CAUGUCAACACACGGCUGAACGCAAGGCUCAUCACGACGACUCGUUACUGACAAAAUACCCAUGUGAUUCCUAUCCAGCAUACACAUCACUUCCCAACCAUGGACGUCGACAUAUCAGACAUUCUCGCCGACAUUUCUCGCCCCGCAGCAGGAAAUUCAUCGACACCAUAUUUCGACACUGACGUCCUCACCGACCACCAACUCCUGACCCGGUCAUGGAUCUCGGAAAGAUGUGCUCCAGACCUACUACCAUACCCAACUGAACUCAUGACACGCGUCAUGUCGCGAUUACAACAGCAGAUCGCCACCAUUGAAGACCUUGCCAGUGGAAUGGGUGAUAGUUACGGUGGCACGGGCAAGUCCACUGCAAACUCCAACCUGACCCUCUCAAUCCUCCAGACCGAUCUCUCACGCACUCAAUUCAUCCUCCGCAGUUAUCUGCGUCAGCGACUCGGCAAGCUCACCAAGUUUGCAACCUAUUAUCUCAGUGGUCUUGAGCGGGAUGACAAGACUAGCUAUUUGUCUCCGUCUGAAAUCCAAUUCUUGCAGAAUCAUCAAGCGCUGCUGUCUGGGUUUUACGAUGCUACUUUUCUUCACGCGUUUCCUCCUGCGUUGAGACGACUGGAUGAUAAUAGUGGUGGUGUGCCGAUGGUAGAGGGGCCGGAUCGAGGCAAGGCUGUUGUGGUGCGAUGUCUGGCAGACGACGAAUGGGGCAACGAGGCUGAAGUCGAUGAAGGUCUAGAAGACGGCGCAAGUGUCGAGCUAAGGAUGAAAAGAGGUCAAGUCUGGGUGGUGCGAUGGAGAGAUGUCAGGAGAGGUGUUGAAAAGGGUGACUUGGAACUAUUAUGACAUGACAAGUUGACAAACACUUGAAUCACUCUCGAACCAGACGACGACGAUGAUGAUAAAUGACCACCACACCAUACAUGUACUAUAUUCACUUAUU
Exophiala mesophila is the source of this 946-nucleotide messenger RNA. RefSeq lists its product as uncharacterized. The record is from RefSeq and is a predicted model, not a curated record. NCBI's taxonomy places the organism in Eukaryota, Fungi, Ascomycota, Eurotiomycetes, Chaetothyriales, Herpotrichiellaceae. Gene Ontology annotation, biological process: DNA-templated DNA replication; double-strand break repair via break-induced replication. The transcript has a single exon. Bases 100 to 849 code for a protein of 249 amino acids. Gene Ontology annotation, cellular component: GINS complex.